CCAAAAAUGUAUUCGAAAUAAAUGCUUUUGUUAGUAUUUCUCAUAACUGGGAGCUGGUCACAUUAUCAAAAAUAUUUUGUUAUUAAACGAAGAAUGAGAACUUGCUCCAAUUCAUAUCAAUUUUAAAGUUAACAAUAUGUCAGGAGAAGAUUGGAGGUGUCCCGCCUUUCGUGAAAAUAUCAUCUGCAAGCUUCACUUUUGGUCCCCGUAUAAGGGCCCAGAAAAAAUAAGCUGGGCCAAGGCGUUGGAAAAUCAUCUUUUUCGCCGUUCGAGAUCGUCGGAGGAAUACUUAAACCUCUUUUCAAAGGUCUUGGAUCACUACAAGUCCUUAGCCGGAAAGUCUGGAGGCUCGCUUCCAAAUACACAGUGCAUGGAGACUGAUCUUUUAGCUGCUUUAGAAAACAUGAACAUCGAGGGGACGGCAAACCCCAAUCCACAUAUGUUUUAAAAAUAUUUUUAAGAUCAUACUUAGAUUUUAAGGACUCCGCUGGCUAAACUCUUACAUUUAUAUCUAAUAAUGCAUUUCUUUAGGUAAAUUACAUGGAAAAAAAGAUUAUUUAGCCAGAACCAAGGACUUUAUAGCCUAGCAUUUAUAUGACAUAUUCCAUCUUAGCUUCCUAGCAACAGUAUUCCUUAUACAAUGCUUUGUAACUUUGUAAUUAUUAAUAUAUGUAUUUCAAUGGAGAAAAUCUACCUAAAAUCUAUCUAAAUUAUUAAAGGCAUUCCGCUCAAGAAUCGGAUGAAAGAUGUCGAAGUUAUGGCCUUCGCUCUAAGCCAUACUGCCCUUCUCAUGCAUUUUCAAAAAUUUGAAGUUUUGAAUGUUGUUUUUUUUAACAAUUUUUUGAGAAAAAAAAAUUGUAUUCAAUAAAGAAGGUUCCCCUUUUAGUUUCAUUUGCAAUCAAGGCAUCUCGGCAGUGAGCACAUAAAACUGAAAACAGUCUAUCAAAAUGAGAUUCGCAUUAUUCUUCUUGUUGUUGAUAGUAAUGGGAGUUGUCCUCAUUAUGUCUGGCAUCGUCCUAGCUAACGUGAUGACCGGAACGGGCGAACGGAUGGGCAUCAGCUGGUUUCUGUAUACCUCGAGUCCUUUUAUGUGGGCCGGCAUGGGAAUCGUGAUGGCGUGUUCCCUGUCUGUGGGUGGUGCCGCCGCCGGAAUUUACAUGACCGGAGCCAGUAUUGCAGGUGGCGGAGUUCGAUCGCCGCGCAUCAAGACGAAGAACCUUAUUUCAAUCAUCUUCUGUGAGGCGGUGGCUAUCUAUGGCCUGAUCACUGCCAUCCUGCUGUCAGGAUGUGUUGUGAAUUUCAACACUGUGCGGCUCAUUACCGACAGGAGGGUGAUGGAAACCAACAUGUUUACCGCUUUUGCGGUUUUUGGCGCUGGACUGACUGUUGGUCUAGUCAAUUUGGCAUGUGGCGUGGCCGUCGGUAUAGUUGGUUCUGGAGCUGCCCUCGCGGAUGCGGCCAACUCGGCCUUGUUUGUCAAGAUACUAAUUGUGGAGAUUUUUGGCUCGGCGAUCGGGCUCUUUGGGUUGAUUGUAAGCAUCUACAUGAUAUCCAAGGCGGAAAUGGUGACAUAAUAUUUUUACCAGAUUUAAAUAGAAAUUACAAUGCAUUUUCUAACAACUGUAAA
Molecule: messenger RNA, 1627 nt
Organism: Drosophila ananassae
Lineage: Eukaryota; Metazoa; Arthropoda; Insecta; Diptera; Drosophilidae
Gene: VhaPPA1-2
Product: V-type proton ATPase 21 kDa proteolipid subunit
Exons: 2
Coding region: 948-1574 (208 amino acids)
Biological process (GO): proton transmembrane transport
Cellular component (GO): proton-transporting V-type ATPase, V0 domain
Molecular function (GO): proton-transporting ATPase activity, rotational mechanism
Source: RefSeq, a predicted model, not a curated record